Symbiodinium natans is the source of this 987-nucleotide messenger RNA. Lineage: Eukaryota; Dinophyceae; Suessiales; Symbiodiniaceae. The record is from the annotation of a GenBank genome assembly.
GCUCAGAGCCAGUGGACGGCCAAGGAUUCGUGGCAGUCCGACAAGUGGAAGGGCCAAUCCUGGAAGCAGGGUGAUUGGCAGCAAAAGAACAGGUGGCCACAGAAGAAAGGGGGCGGAGACAAGGAGAAGUGGCCAAAGGGCUGGAACAAAUGGGAGCGCGAUGAGAAAGCCCCGGGAGAAGGGCAGGCGGCAACGUCUGGGAUUCCCCUGACCUUUGGGCGGUCCUCGACCGACCCAUUGGACCUGCCGGAUGCAGAAGAGGCCACGGAGGAGGACCUGGCCCGUCAGGCCCAGCGGGACGUUGAAAGGGAAGACCAAGCCUACUCGGCAUCAGUUUGGAAGGAUGCCAUCGAGCGGGCGCACCUCUCAGCGGAUCGUCCCCCGAGUGCCAGGGAAUUGGUCCAGAUGGGGCGGAUCAAAGACUCUUGGAGCAUGACCUGGACCCAGGCGCGCGGAGAGGUAUCGGCAGACUCAGUGGAAGCCUGCAAAAAGGCCCUGAACGAGGACGGCAAACUGCGUGCCAUGCGCACCCGCAUGCCGGGAGCAGAAGGGAUCAUCGUGUCGACCAUGAUCACCGGCCCCAGUUAUGCCAAGUGUGAAGAUCAUCGGCAUGACCUGGUCAUGGCCCACGGCACCGGCUUUGUCCACGCGGUGGGCAUCGGGCUUCACGGAGAGGUGUGCCCGAAUGACUCCAAGCCGGACGACUACCCAAGCUUUGGGUUCAGUGGAAGGGGGACGCUGGAGGCGCCGGACCCUUCCACCAUCGAGGCGGCCUUUCAAAAAACGGCCGCCCAUUCCAAAGGCCAACAGGGCGUCAUUUUCGUGUACCAGGGCGAGCUGGAGAAGCCCACCCACACAACCGAAGGUGGGGUGGCGGUCAUGAUGGCGGCCGUCAAAGACGUGGGCUCCGCACGCAGCGGACAACACAUCAUCCUCCACCCCAAGCACGCGAUUUUGCGCGCCAUCGGCUGCACGUGGCCGGCCUAG